Messenger RNA from Hippoglossus stenolepis (Pacific halibut), 5513 nucleotides. RefSeq names its product intermediate filament family orphan 2b (gene iffo2b). The transcript is spliced from 9 exons. The record is from RefSeq and is a predicted model, not a curated record. Lineage: Eukaryota; Metazoa; Chordata; Actinopteri; Pleuronectiformes; Pleuronectidae. Bases 634 to 2157 code for a protein of 507 amino acids.
AAGUGGGAGGGGCCGGUGGCGCACAGGGCCGAGUUUAGCACUUUGCAACAUGAUCCGCGCACAGCAGCGAGAGGCCGGGCUCUGCGGUCCUGCCACCUGCCGCCCCAGCGCACCACAUGGAGGAGACUGAGCCCCAGUGAGCCGGGAACGAGCAGGAAAAGAAGGUGGAACCUUUUAACUCGCUAUAUGAACUCCUCACACAGCGACCCGCGGACACAGAGAUGAGGCUGACGGACACAAGUGCCGGUGCCUCCGCCUCCUACUACUGCGGUCUGCGUCAAAGCUCUCGCUGCUCCAGGAGAUGAUGCCCUCGGUGUCUCCUGAAGGACUCCCCGGGUUUAUCGCUUGCUUUUGAGCACCCUCUCUGGGACGACGAGGAGGAGGAGGAGGUGGUGGCGGUUUCCAUGUUAAUAUCUCGGGGUAAACAUCCAGCAGGGUCAGUGAUGGCCACCCCGUCUCCAGCCGCGCAGUUCGCCCCAGCAUCUGCAUUGUAAGGAGAAACUGGGAAGGAGGAUUAUGCACAGAUAAAAAAAAACACAACAACAGGUUUUUUUUGUUGCGUCUAAACCAGACAGAGCCCACACUUUGGAUUACAGGGUUUUGUUGUUGUUGUUGUUGUUGUUUUUAGCCAGCAUGAACUCGCUUUAUUUCUCCGACUCCCCGCCCGGUCCCGUGUGCAACGUCCCGGGAGCCGGGUCGGGCGCGGCGACCAGCGCCCUGCGUAAUGACCUGGGCUCCAACAUCCAUGUGCUCAAAACCCUCAACCUGCGAUUCCGAUGCUUCCUCGCCAAAGUCCACGAGCUGGAGCGGAGGAACAAGCUGCUGGAGGGCCAGCUCCAGCAAGCCCUGCAGAGGACGAAGUACCGGCACCUCUACACCCGGGAGGUCGCGGUGCAGACGGACGGCCCCGAGUCGCGGCUGCCGGGAACCAUCUGGAGCUACACCCACGUCCGGAGGCAAGGGGAGCGCGUCGAGACCGUGCACGGGCCCGGGGUGUCGUGGACGCACCCGGACGGAGUUGGGGUCCAGAUAGACACCAUCACCCCAGAACUCAGGGCUCUGUACAACGUGCUGGCCAAAGUCAAGAGGGAGAGAGACGAGUACAGGAGAAGAUGGGAGGAGGAGGUGUCCAAACGGGAGAAGCUGGAGUCUACGGUGGAAACCAUGCAGCAGAGUGCCCAGGAGUCGACGGAGGUCCAGGACGAGCUGAGCGAGAAGGUGGACAGACUGAGGGCGGAACUCGUGGUCUUCAAGAGCCUGAUGACUGAUAAGCGGCAAAUGUCUGACCUGGACACCAAGAUCCAGGAGAAAGCCCGGCGGGUGGACAUGGACAUCUGCAGGCGGAUCGACAUCACGGCCAAACUGUGCGAUGUGGCGCAGCAACGCAACUCGGAGGACAUGUCGAAGAUGUUCAACAUCAGUCCGGCCCGGUCGCUCGCAGAGAAGGGCGCCAUGGCCUGCUGCAGGAGGAAAGAGCGUAAAGCGGUGUCUGAUGAGGAGAGUUCAGAGAUGGAUGCCGAGCCCAGCCUUUCAGAGGAGGAGGAGGACGUUUCAGAGGCGCUCAACAUCACGGACGAAAUGAAACGCAUGCUCAACAAGCUACAUUGUUCAGAUAACUCCUUUGUUGCCAGGCGCGAGACGUUCGAAAUCGACGACGAAUGCGACAGCCUGACGUGGGAGGAGAACGAGGAGACUCUGCUGCUGUGGGAGGACUUCACCAACUACAACGUGCCAGCCGCCAUCGCUGCAGCUAACGGCACGACCAACGGCAACGGCACGACCAACGGCAACGGCGAAGCGGCUGAUCCGGACUCCCAGGAUGGAAGCCUUGGCAGCCUCAUCGAUGAGACAGAGUCGCUAUUUAAGACCAGAGAGCAGGAGUACCAGGAGAGCAUCGGCCAGAUCGAGAUGGAAUUGGCCACAGCAAAGAGCGACAUGAACCGACAUCUGCACGAGUACAUGGAGAUGUGCAGCAUGAAGCGAGGCCUGGACGUGCAGAUGGAGACGUGUCGUCGGAUGAUCAAAGGUGGCAGGAACUCUCCCUCUGUCAGCUCUGUGGCCAGCAGCGACUCAGGGAACACGGACGAGAUCCAGGACGAGAUCUUGGACAAGGACGGAGAGGCAGAAGCCUCCGUUAGUUGUCCCGCCUCCUCCUGACCACCGCUCGUUGUCACAGGGGUUCAAAGUGUAUGGAGCUCCACCCUGCUCGAGGUGGACCAACUUAACUCUGGGCCUGUUUGACCUGUUAAAGUUCAGAUGGUCACGGUCACUGAUGCAGGCCCAGAACUGGUGCUUUUAUACUCUUUCUGUUGUUUAAGUGGUUUGGAGGCGUCUUUGCUUUACAAGGAGAAAAAGGGUGCACAUAGAGUCCGAGCUGUUUUCUUCCUCACUGCUGCCUCACUGGAUUCUUGUCCAGAGCUUCACAUCAUUUUUGACGGAGAGAAAAAAAAAAGAAAUUCUCAAACGUUUUAAACUGGCUGAGAAAUAUUUUCUACAAAUUCUUACCCAAUUAAAGUCCUUUUUUUCUAAAGGAAUUGAAAAUAGUACAUAUUGUGCUUCUUGUUCGGUGAACAACGAAUAUAUUCACACAUACACACACACACACACAAAAAAACUGCAUCCAUCUUUUAAAUUUGAAUAUUUAUGAUUUUAGAUCGCAGAAAGUCACUUCCCCUCGAUUGGAAAGCUGUUUUGUUUUUGUAUUAUUUAAGUCCCGGUCGUGUGAUUUGCGAUCCAGUGUCUCUCCUGCCAAGGAGCCAAAACAACGAGCGGAGACAAAUGGUGUUGGAGUUCUGCUGGUUUCUGGGGGAAUUCUGCAGGGUUGCCAAAGUUGACAGAGGAACGGAGCACAGCCUUUUGAUGCAUCAGUGCACUACUGAAGUUCUAUGCAAUUCAGCUGGCCUUAUAUUUUCAGACUGGCUUUCACCCUUCAUCGGUUCUCUUCAAAUACGAUUAGCCUUUUCAGCAAAGCAGGUGUUUUCUAUAUAUCAUUUUGAGCGUUUCAGUGUGAAAAAAAAUCUACUUUUGUUUUGUCGUGCACAUCAACAGUAAAACUGGAACAGCGCCCCCUAAAGAAGGGACAAAUCACGCCAAUAACACCAAUGCUUCUUGCUACAGAAACAGUGCAUCGCUCUGACUCAGAUGUGUUUUACAGGGGAAAGAUUGUUCUCAGCUUGUGCAGUUUAUUUUGAGCACAUAAAGACAUAUCAUCCCAAACAAGUCAAAUACUGUUGUUUUUAUGAAAGAAAUCAAAUAAAUUGAAGUUAUCAAAGCCAAACAAGGCUCUGGAACCUCAUAAGCAAAGCCAAAGGACACAUAUGUCACACAAGUAUAAUUGUUAGAUAUCAUAAUUCAUUGUAUGUUAGAGAAAUAUUCCUUUGAUUAUGUGGUGUUAUUAUUAUUAUUUCCUGCUGUCCUGCAGGGGGCUCUGUUCCAGACGAGUGGCACAUCCUGCUUUGUCUCUCCUGAACCGGGGCUCGACUGUAGUGUCAGGCUGUACAUAGAGAGCUGUAGGCAUGUGAUCGUAUACCCCAGAGGCCUUUUUGUGUUGGUAUUAAGUCUUUUGAAACCGUUCGAGAUGUCCAGCAGUUUCAGUGCUUCCACUGGAUUAGCGCAGAAACUGACCAACGCAUGGGGACAGAGGGGAUCUUUUGAAUCGCCUCUUUGUAUUAUAAUGUAUGUACAGUUUGCUGGAUCAAAGAUUUAAGUGCUACUUCUUUCUUGGAAGAUUCACAGAAGCAGAAUGUCAAAACGCAGGCCUUUUCUUAUUUCAGCAUGUUUCUCCCGAGGAAAAGGAGCUAUGGGUCCUUUUUUUUUUUUACAACUUUAUUUUUUUUAACUAAAUAGCUGCAAUGCAGACUGUGCGCUAUGUUUUUAAUCAAAAUCAUAUCUAUUCUAAUCAUUGAUUAAUUUGUGGCAGAAAAAAUGUUUUUUUCACAGAUUACUCUGUGUUAACCAAUGUUAAUGUUGCCAUAUUCAGCUUUUAUUAUAUUUUCAGGAAUAGUUAACUUCUUCCAGAUGUUUUGACCACAGCAGAUCACCCAUUAUUAAAAAACGAAUUUAUUUUAUCGGACAAGAACGAGGAACGUAGAGAACGUCACAUGCAUUUUUUGUUUGACUUGAUGUAAAACCAGUCUGAUCAGUAACAAAGAGCCAUACUUUUGUCGUUACUGUACUUUUCAGCUGUGACAUCAAACACAUUAUUGAUUGUACGGUUGUAACAUCCACAAACAGCAGGUCUCACUAGAGCGCAAACCUCCGCCAAGGCCCAACAGUCCCCUUGUGAUCAGAUCCAGAUUGUUAUAUUUACAUCUGCCUUAGUCCCCUUAACAUGCCAGAUUCUUUUCAUCAAGAUCCAUGAAUAAUUCUAUCAACGAAAAUGUCUAAACAGAAUCCAGGAUUUGCCCCCUGAUCUGGAUCCACACCAAAACCAAAUGGGCUCUUCCCUGAGUCAUACCACAUCCCACCACCACGUUUGUGUAAAUCCGUCCGGUAGUUGUUGUGUAAUCUUGCUCACAAUCAAACAGACAGGGGUGAAACCUGGUGUCCUUGGCGGAGGUAACAACACACCACGCUGUCUCUCACUUCACUCAGAGCGUCACACUCACCAGCCAACCAAAGCAAACAUGUACAGUAACAUACGACAAAGAUGUAAAUCAAGCUAUAGAAUCCUACUAACUCAGUCUCAGUGUUUGUACAGCCCUGCCACACACACACGUUAGUUUGACGACUUCCCCAUGAAAAACAUGCUGUCGUGUUCCAGAAUCACAAAUUCUUGCAGACUAUCAGACAUGUCGGUGUAUUGUCUCCACUGUUCCAUCACUUGAAGCAGGUCACAUCCCAGCUGUGUUGUUUAAAGAUACUGUAGCACUCCUCCUUGCUGAAUGUAGCUUCACUGGAGGACUCCUCUAAAGACCUUACAGGUAAACGCUGAGAAAAUGUAGCUGUUUCAAUCCAGGGAUAUAUGGUGCGCUGUUACUUCAACGGAGACCUUGGUAUGUGUUGCUUUACUAAACGGGUUCUCACCAACUUACAGUAUGUGACCUGGGUGUAUGUAAAGCAGAUCCUGGUGGAUGUGAAUGUUUCCUACUCAAAUGGUUUUAUACUAGUGGGUUUUAUCAGUGUUGACCUGGGAUUUAAUGGUUGUGUUGACAUAUGGUUUCACGUGUUAAUUUGCAUACAUGUUUGUCGUCAUUAUUGCCUUGACUUUUGAUUCCAUAAAUAUAAUGGGGAGAUGAAAAAAAUAAAAUAAAAAAGGUGCAGCAAUACUCGUGGCCAUAUUUGGGUAAAAAUUGACGGAUGUAUUUCAGAUACUGGUCUUUGUGUUUCAUUUGCAGCACAGGUUGAUCCAUGUAAGAGGUUCAUUUAAAUGGUUUUCUUUUCUUGUUUUUUUGGGUUGAAACUACUGAUACUAUGUAUUCAUGUUGGUCCGGGGCAGAUCGUUUGAAAAUUAUGAAUGUACUCGGUUGAUAUUGGGAAUAAAUGAAAUAAAAUGGUGGAUUGGAUAAAAUGAA